This is a messenger RNA of Hemibagrus wyckioides, 9274 nucleotides long. RefSeq names its product beta-1,4-mannosyl-glycoprotein 4-beta-N-acetylglucosaminyltransferase b (gene mgat3b). Gene Ontology annotation, cellular component: membrane. The transcript is spliced from 4 exons. The record is from RefSeq and is a predicted model, not a curated record. Gene Ontology annotation, biological process: protein N-linked glycosylation; N-acetylglucosamine metabolic process. Bases 979 to 2784 code for a protein of 601 amino acids. Gene Ontology annotation, molecular function: beta-1,4-mannosylglycoprotein 4-beta-N-acetylglucosaminyltransferase activity. Lineage: Eukaryota; Metazoa; Chordata; Actinopteri; Siluriformes; Bagridae.
GUGUGUGUGUGUGUGUGUGUGUGUGUGUUAAGCGACCAAACUGGGAGGAGGAGUCGUGGGCUCGUGCGAUGCCCCUUCCAUUCCCUUCCCUUCUCUUCCCUCCCUCCCUCUUCUUCGUAUUCUUUUCAAGAGAGAAUAAAAAAAAAACGGAGCGCGACGGGGGGAGCUGUUGGUGGUGCUGCGCGAGCGGAAAGGCGUCAUUUUAGCCCAAAUACGAGUCACGCAAAGAGCGGCACGAGCGUCGGCGAACACACGCCGAGCAAAAAAAGCGAAGGGAAGGGGUGGCGCCGGGAAGACGUCAAAAAAAAAGAGAAACAACAACAAAAAAAAAAAAAUCGGCGUGCUUUGAAGGGCACGAGCGUCGGUUUCCUGUUCCACUCCGUCCGCAUCACCAUCACCACCACCAUCAUCAUCAUCAUCAUCAGCAGCAGCAGCAGCAAUAACAGCAAAGCAAUCAGGAUGGCUCCGUCUUCCUCAGUGAUCUCCGGCGCGAGGCAUCGCCAGGGCUGCGGCGUCGGCGCGCGGUCGCUCGCGGGCGUCGUGUUCACGCGCGGCUGUCAGUGAAGCGCCCUCCCCAAGCUGCAGGUUCGCUCGCGCUUUCUCGCGGAGGAUCCGGAGGCAGGCCGCCGUCCCAAAUCUCUCUUGAAUUUGAACGUAAAGCAUGCCACUGUGUCCUGAUCACCGAAACGGCAAAGUUUAACCGAGCUGGAAGCAAAACAAAGGCCGGAUCUUCUUCGCUUUUAGCUUUCAGUGAAUCUCUGGAGACCCCCAAACCGGGCGAUGGAUAACGCAGCAGUCAGUCGAAAAACGAAUAAAUUGCACCUGGAGGAAAAGCUAAUUCACCGAAGGGGAAAGGACGCAGGAUGUCAAAGGCACACUUUCGAUAGUGGUUACUUUCACUUCGCACCAACUUCUAGGCGAACUUUGGCCUGUGAAUUGACGAACCUCAGCCUUGUGAGCCAAUAGAAACCAAGAAGGAUGAAAAUGCGACGCCACAGAGUGUUUUUACUUUGCACCGUGGGGCUGUGUGUCAUUUCUUUCCUGCACUACUACAAGGCCCUGCAUUACGUGUCUCUGCUACGGGAACUUACAGCACCCUACCCAAACAUCAAGUCCUUUAUAAUGGUGACUGGAUUCUUCUGGAAAGAGAAAGCCACCCCACUGUCCAGUGCCUCUCCAGAAGAGGCACCCCCACCAGUCCUCAGACCCUCAGAGACCAGGCACCGGCCUCAGGAAGGAACCAGGGGCAUAGGUGCAGGAGUGGAGUUGAACAUUGCCGGAGAACCCAGAGCACCACAGCCUUGGGUGAGACCAGAGGAACCGCAACACAAAGAUCCAGCCCCUAAGAAGGAAGACAAGACGAACAUGUGGCAACCCAGUAGUGCAGUGGGACAGCGAGUGGACCUUGUGAGAUCAAAUACUCCAAGUGUGGUAUUGAAAAAGCAGAAAACCCAGCGUGCAUCAACUCCAGACCCCAUCAUGUUUCUGGGUGAUUUACACAAGCGGCACGUCAUCCUUCAGGAGGACAACACCCCAUACUUUGUCCGCACCAAAGCUGGCGCUCUGUGUUUUCGGCAAGGGACAGAGAUAGUGCCCCCAAGAGAUGAUUCUGGGGCAGUCAAAGGUAAGCCUACAGUGGCUGGGGUCCUUCAUAGGAACAUAUUGCAAGUUCCAGAGGACUCCAAUGCUCGAGCAAAAUUGGUGGAAGACUCAAGUCCCACCAGAGUGAAGCCCAAAAGGGGCAAGCGUCUUGUAAAAUGUGUAUGCCGUUCUGGUUGGCAUGGUCCCUACUGUGGAGUGCCUACAAUGGUGUACCACUCGAACCUGCCCACCAAAGAGAGACUGACCCCUCGUGAAAAGCCACGGCGCGUCAUUAAUGCCAUCAACAUCAACCAUGAGUUUGACCUGCUCCACGCCCGCUUCCAUGAGCUGGUUGACGCCGUUGACCUCUUCCUAGUAUGCGAGUCCAACUUCACAGCAUAUGGAGAGAGGCGCCCGCUGAGCUUCCUGCAUCUACUACUCAAUGGCACUUAUGACUACAUGCGUCAUAAGAUCCUAUAUGUAUUCCUGGACCACUUUCCUGACGGUGGCCGCCAGGAUGGCUGGAUUGCCGAUGACUACCUGCGCACUUUCCUUACACGGAAUGGCAUGGGUCGAGUGCGGGGUGCACGGCCUGAUGAUGUUUUCCUCAUCAAUGAUGCUGAUGAGAUCCCGGCCCGUGAGGGCAUUCUUUUCCUCAAGCUGUUUGAUGGCUGGACUGAGCCGUUUGCCAUUCACAUGCGCAAAUCACUGUAUGGCUUUUUCUGGAAACAGCUUGGCUCUCUUGAAGUGGUUUCAGGAUGCACAGUGGGGAUGCUCAAGGAGGUCUAUGAAAAUGACGGUAUCCGCUUGCGCCGGCGCGAGUACUACACCAUGCCUAAUUUCCGCAAAUAUGAGAAUGACACAGGACACAUCCUGGUGCAGUGGUCAGUAGGAAGCCCCUUCCACUUUGCCGGGUGGCACUGCUCCUGGUGUUUCACGCCUGAGGGCAUCCACUUCAAACUUGUGUCUGCCCAAAAUGGUGACUUCCCUCGUUGGGGAGACUAUGAGGACAAGCGGGACCUUAACUACAUUCGUGAGCUUAUCCGCACUGGGGGUUGGUUUGAUGGCUCUGUGCAGGAAUACCCUCCCACGGACCCUAAAGAGCACAUGUAUGCCCCCAAGUACAUGUUGGACAAUUAUGAGAACUAUCGCUACCUGCUGGACAACCCUUAUGUUAAGCAGCCUGCUCUGAGUGGGGGGUAAGGAAGAGACAAGGUGGGGUUUAGAUGUAGUUCAUCUGGAUAAUAAUGGAAAAUAUGUUCCAGUGGAAGUUAUCAGGGGAGGAAGGGGAGGAACCAAACUCUGCCUACAUCCGUUUUCCCCUUUCUUACUCAUUGGAUCAAACCCCAAAGGUUUAUUACCACCAUCCAGUCCCUGGCAGAGGAGGGUGGGACCAGCCAUGGCAAUGGAUGAACAUAAGUGAUUUUUUGUUUGUUUGUUUGUUUCUAUUGCUGUUUGCUAAGUGGAUAUGCAGAAUCCAUCAAGAGACUGUAUCAGACCACUCCAUAAAUUAAGAAUUUAUUACACUCUAACCCCUUUGUGUGUGAGAGAUAAAGAGAAAGAGUGUGUGUGUUUGUGAUUGGCCUUCAUGGUUCUUGGUGCACUCCUAUCAUUUGCUUGCAGUUUUGAAAAAUGAAAUCUAACUAUACAGAUUUAUCUUAUAUAUUUGAAUCUUUUUUUUUUGCACACUAGGCUGAUUUGUGGCAGUCAGUGGAGCGAUUUCUGUAUGAAAGAGAGAAACAGGAAACAGUUUGAUUAGUUUCUGAAUAUGUGAAACAUGGGGUUUAGUUAAUGCAGCACUUUCGGGCCAAACAUAGCUCUGACUGCUGAAACUCUUGGCCAGUGGUGUGAAGUGCACUCAGAGGGUUCAGUUAUGGAGAACCAAAAAUGGCUUGGAUGUUGGUGAUGGUCAUGCAUGCGGGAUAGAAGAGGAAAGGAAAAAAGAAAGAAGUUUGGAGCAGGGAGUAAAGGGUAGGUAGAAAUGGAGAAGAGGGCAAGAGUAGGUUUGUCCGUUCCCUUGCCUACAUAGAACCCAAUACAUUAUGGAUGGUGGUAAUGUGCAGCACAGCAGGAGACCAUUACAGUUGAAGAGCAGGCCACAGAGGAGAAGAGAAUAGUCCCUCCUUUCUUUCUAUCCUUCUCUCCCAGCUUGUCUUUCUGUCAUAUGGCAGAUUUUGGCAUUUUGAAAUGUUUGCCAGGGGAAAGGCGAUGAAAAUCGCAAUUUUCAGUUAUGUCAACAAAUCCAUUUGCGUUUGUAAGAUCUUUUUACAGCAGAAUAUGGAAUGUUAUGGAAUGGUAUUAGAGUUACACUUAAUCCGAAUUUUCAUGUCCCUUUCUUACAAAAAAGCGCAAAAAGCAAGACAACCUAGAAUGGGAAUGAGAGCAGAAACUUAACGAGUUCCACUCCAUACUAAGAAUAUGAUUAAAUUUACUGGGAAAUGAACGCAUUUAGAAGGCCAGUGAUAAAUUCCUGCAAUAGUUGCUGUAGGCAAUGGAAAAGUCAAGGCAGCUAAGUGAAAGAAAUUCUCACACACUUUGUAAUAUAGAAAAAAUUCUCAAUGGAUGUGUGUUCAACACAACAUUUUUCAUUAUAAACAGAACUUAUGGGACAGCAGGGCUAGCAGGUUUCAUAUGAAGUGAAAUUUCUGUAAGGUAUAUCAAGUCAUGGAUCCGAGCUGCUGGCAGCAAAAUCUGCAAAAAAAAAAAAAAUUAUAAUUAUACGGAUAAAGUCGAUGGGAACAUUGCUAUCUGGACACAUCCAAAUUAUUUUUCAUAUUAUCUUAUCUCAAGCAGCAGUGUGUGUUGUCAUUGUGAAAGUGUGAAAAGCGGGGUAGUAAACCAGCAGUGAUGGGAAGGAGGGGAGAGCAAGAGGGAGAGUGUGAGCGAGAUCAGCAAAAUCCCAGCAUUCAAAUGAGGUCACAAAGUCCUCAGCAUGGGGCGUCCACAUCCCCUGUGUAUAUGUGUGUGUGUGUGUGUGUGUGUGAGAAAGAGAGAGAGGCCGAGUCCAUGCUGCAGCAAAACCACUCAUGAGUGCCAAACGAAGGGAGGAAGAGAAGCCAAGCAAAGAAGCGACACAUCAUCUAUGCAUUUUUGCGCGUUUGCUUUUAACUAAAUAACCAUGUUUCCUGUUCCACUGUGCAUCCUCCUUCCUGUCAAAACUUCUCGCUGCAUCUGACCCACACACACACAAACACAAACACACACAUUUCCCUCCCGUGUUCCUCUUCCUUGCCAGCUUUUGAGUUGGCUGCCAAAAAUAACCUCGGCUUAAUGACAGUGGGAUUUUUCACCCCCUCCUUCUCCACCCCCUGCAAGAGCUGUUUAUGUUGUAUGGUUUGUAUCCUCCACUGUCUUCGCACCAGAGGAUGAUGAGGGUUUGAUGGGCAUUGUGCUCUACCGGGCACACUAAGUUCUCCCCUGCCGCAUCAGGCUGGGCUGUUUCCAUGGUGACAUGACAUCCUGCCUGCAAAGUGAACACUAUUCAGAACAACAGGGCUACGUUUGCAUACCUGAAUGAAACUUCGAUCUGAGUGAAAGGGCUGUGAUCAUUUGUUUAAUAACCUGUUAAACAGAUGAAUAAAUUGCAGUGUACACUUAGGAAUCCAAAUGAUUAUCAUGGAUCCAAAAUCCAAUUGAAUCAGCAUAGUGGAGGUGCAAUUUGCUGAUAAAUUUGGCGGCUACUGAGGAUUGGUCUUGUGUGGAAAGCCAAGCAAAGCCACAGUUUUUAAGCAGAACAUCCCUGAUGAUGAAAUCUUUUAUCCUUUAAGUAAUUUGGCUACUUUUUGAAGAGAACACUUAACACACUUAGCUGCCGUUAUGAUAACGUUGUCGGUAAAUUCCAUACCUUACAUACGCAUACAUUUUGUCUGGAUUAUAUAUUUGAAGUCUACUCGUAAAGAUAGAUUGGGAUUUGAAUACUAAAGGUCUUCAGUAAUCCUUUUAAAAUCAGUAAAACCCCUCAGUACAGCUUCAUUUUAUUUCAUUUAUUUUUUUUUUUACUAUUGAUCGGUGACCUUUCACGUUUCUGGGACAUGAUUAUGAAUUUCUAUUCAUGAAUGUGUUUUUUAAGGUAUUAAACCCAUUCAAUUCAAGUGACAAGAAAAAUCUAUUUUUAUGAGCUGUUUUUACAACGAAACUGCCGCUUUUAGAAUUAAGGACUCGAAAAGCCUGUUGAUGAUCAGUUGUGUCUCAUCUCCAUUUUUAAAUCCAUGGCUUCACGGUCCAGACUUUUGUUUGAAUUCUGGAAUCGGAUUGAAUUCUUUCUGCUUGCCUUAAAUCUGUACGUGUUGUGAAACCGAGCCCGAGUGACUCGGAGAGGAGGAGAGUUUAGGGUGUGUGUUUGCAAACCUGCUCUCUUAAAUAACUGACCGAAAUCUGAAGAAGGAUGCUCUGGAUGCCGGUGUUCUGCUGUCAUCUUUGCUUUCUCCGUGUCGCUGACGUAGUUUCUAACUCCCCCAAGUGUGCACUUGCUCCGAGCGCUGAGCCAGAACAGCAAGAGGAUUAAGAGGAAGCACUUUAAUAGCGUCGCCCUCUAAGCUGCUACGUUCGGGACAAAGCUCCGCUGUGCCCUGUCACAUCUGCAAUGCAGCAGUGCUGUGUUUACAACCGGGAUCCUGAAUCCUAACAUGCGUUACAGAUGCACACGCACAGCUGGAAAUGCGCUCGCUUUGGUGACACGUCAGCCAAGUGAGUCACGGUAACAUAAGUUUAAAAUACUCCUAUGCUUCUGGGCUGUUCUUCAUUCUGAAAGAACGAAUCCCCUGUGGACUUCUCUCACCCGGUUCCGCCUAAACACUUGCUGAUUUAUGCCGCUUUCCUAUCCCUCCAAACCGCCAUCAUCUUAACAGGUUACUUAAUGCUAGCCAGCUUGCUAGUGAACCUGGUUACUAGUUUUUACUUCAGAGCUAGCUUGAUAGUGCUACUAGUUUUAAUCAAAGUUUAGCCUAAAGUUAGCCAGCCUUCAAAAUCAGCAUUUGGGUUAAAUUACAAAAUACAAUUAGCUAGCUUGAAAGCGAAAUAAGUUAUGUGGUAUAAUAGUGAGCAUAGCGUCAACUAGUUUGCUAGCAAAACUGGCUCCUGGACUUACUUCAGAAACACAAAAAUAAUACAAUAUAAUUAGCUUUAACGUUAUCAAGAGUUUAAAAUGGUUUUCCUGCUUGUUUUGGCUUCUUCUUGACCAUCCAUUUAAACGUGCAAGUUGAGAAUAUGCGAAUGAUGAGACGGAGUCUGUUUUAAGGGCUCUCUUUUUCUUGAGAUGUUUCCAGCAUUUCGACAUCCAGCAUUUCCAUGGAAGUAACUGAUCAGCCUUCAAGUCACUCCAGAAUACUUGGGGGGGGGCCCUAGACAAUUUCCUGUUCUGUAGAUAUGUUCAAAUUAAAAUAGAAGAUCUACUCUUGUUGAGACCGGGACAUGAAAAUCACUCGGGCAAAAUCAGGACGUGAGACGCUUGACCCUGGCUACCUGAUACAGGGAGAGAGAAGAUAAGUGUAAGAAUUGCACUGCAGGAAGUCUUUGCCAGCGUAAUAUAAACUUGCACAGCCAACCGAAAUCAGAAAUAUGAUUCUGGGUUCUGUAGGAGAAAGGGGGAGGGUAGGAAAGCCUUGAUGUUUUCAGUUUGGAAUGUUGGCUACGAGAAGGGAACUGCUUCAUUUUAGCUGUUGACAAAAAUGCAGCAACAUGAUGAAUGUAUAAGUUGUUGAGACUGGAGUGGUGGUGGUGUGUAUGUAGCUUCUAACAAAAAAAAUACACAACACACUGAAUGUAUACGAUGUUGACACUGAAGUUGCGGUGUGUGUUUUCUUGUGGGGUUUUUUUUUUUGUACAAACCCACAAGUUUAUUCUUAAACUUGUCAUAACCAUGCCCCCUUGCCACUGUUUUUAAAUCCAGCAUUAGGGAUUCUCGUUUCUGAUUGGUCGGUAUUUGUUUUGCAGUUUCUAUGAGCACGCUUAUAAAUGUGUUUUAUGUAAUUUGUACGUUUUCUGACAAAAGAAUGAUUUUGGAGGGUUCAUCGGUAACCUGAUAAGCUGCAUUUUAUUGUCUUAAAAAGAGAGACAGUUUCUAGCUGUUGUAACCUGUAACAAGUGCAAAUCUCUUUCAUUGACAAAAUGAUCUAUAAACAGGUAUACAUUUUGUUGUGGUGAUCUUUAAUAAAUACAGAUUUGUAGAGGAAUUUGUAGAGGAAAUUAAACACUUCAGGACUUGUUGUUAUAAGAAUGUAAAGACUACUGUGAAGCUCAGUUUUACCCGACUAGUGCUCUAGAGAAGGAACUAAAAAAGGUUCCUGGAACUAUGGCGUCAUACGACAAUUGGUGUUUGGGGGGAUAAAAAUUCCAAAGUCGCUGUAUCUCAGCUUCCUGUGGUGAAAUUUUACCCCAAAUUUCUGAAUUCUGGUAAACGUUCCUGUGGCGAAAAUGUUAUAAAAAAAAUUCCUGUGGUGAAAAUCUUCUGAAAAUGUUGGUAAACUGAGAAGGUUCCAUUCGGCUUAGACAAGUUACCCAUGUUCCUUAAUUCCUGUAGAGACUCCUGUGGUGAAAAUCUUCUAGAAAAUUCUGGUAUCCCUGUAAAGGUUCCUGGGAUUUUAAAAGCUUCCCAAGUUCCUGAAUUUUUCUAAAGGUUCCUGUGGGGAAAGUCGUCCAGAAAAUGCUGGUAUCCCUGAAAAGGCUCCUGGGAUUUUAAAAGCUUCCCAAGUUCCCGAUUUCCUCUAAAGGUUCCUGCGUUAAAAACGUGGCCAAAGUUUCUGACAUUCUCUAAAGGCUCUUGUGCUGAAUAUGUUCCCAAAGUGCUUGUAUCCCUGAAAGGCUUCCUGGGAUAGAAAGGUUCCUUAGUUCCUGAAAUGUUCCCUGUGGUAAAAACGCGCCUAUACAGAGAGAUGGAGGGAGAGAAAGAAGGAGAGAUGGAAUGCUGGCUUGUUCAAUGAAAACUGCUCCUCAAAGGCUACGAAUCAAAACACGGCAUCCGUUUUAAUGGCCUUAUAAAUGAUCCAAUUAUCUGACGCCUUAUAAUAGGUGAGCGCAGAUUAGCUCAAAUUGCUUUGAUGCUUUUUUUUUCCCUUUUUUUUUGUCAUCCAUCCUGAGUGUGUUUGGCGUUGGAGAGGGGAGGAGUGUUCAGUGGAAAACAGAAAAGCCUGGAAAGCCAGCGGCGUUAGAGGAAAUCUAUUUGGGCUGCUAGAGAGUGGAUGGUUCCUGAGAGGCAGAGAUUAUUUCUCUUUACAUCAUUAAAGUGCCACAUUUUAUUCGACUUUAUACAUCUUAUACAGGCUUGUGAGUUAAGACGGAGUCCCGGAAGGCUUUGGUUUGUUUGUUGAACGUGACAUGAACGAGGGAUAGCUUGCUGAUGUUGGCUGCUGCCCAAACCUGUGGCUGUUCUUACUAAUCAUUCUAGAAAUUUCUCUUCUAUGGGAGUUGCACUAAGGAUCUCUAUCUCUCUCUAAGUCUCUCUCUCUCUCUCUCUCUCUCUCUCUCUCUCUCUCUGUCUCUCUCAGCUACAGAACAUCCUUGUCUUGUUGGGUUUUGUUUGCUAUUCACUGUCAGUUGUAAUGAUUUAUGAGCCGGUUGUUGUACUCGUCCUCGUCGCUGUUUACAUGAAUUAGUUAUUUUUUAAAAAGUUAGUUAUAUUACAAAGUUAUUCCUGGUUGUGUUUAUUGAAAUUAAAAUGGAAAAUAAAAAAAGAGAGCAGAGAGCUAUAAAACCUUUA